Messenger RNA from Gambusia affinis (western mosquitofish), 3465 nucleotides. It is a transcript of the gene fscn2a, whose product is annotated as fascin actin-bundling protein 2a, retinal. Lineage: Eukaryota; Metazoa; Chordata; Actinopteri; Cyprinodontiformes; Poeciliidae. Gene Ontology annotation, molecular function: protein-macromolecule adaptor activity; actin filament binding. Gene Ontology annotation, biological process: actin filament bundle assembly; cell migration; establishment or maintenance of cell polarity. The coding region runs from base 294 to 1769 and encodes 491 amino acids. The transcript has 5 exons. Gene Ontology annotation, cellular component: actin cytoskeleton; cytoplasm. The record is from RefSeq and is a predicted model, not a curated record.
UUGUUGGAUUGAGGUGCCGUGUCCUGCUGAUUUUAAUCCUAACUCAUUAAGGAACUGAGAGCAAGUAUCUGGGCACGCUCUCAGGGGAAACCAGAGAAAGUGAUUUGAGAAGAAAGAAACUCUGAAUAAGUCGGCAAACGGAGAUAAGUGGAGUUACUGCACACCCUGAGAAACCGAAGAAAGAAGAAAUCAAACAUUUAGAUUUUCAGUCUCAUGACUACUUUCAUUUGUCGACAGUUCCCUUGAUUGUUUUAAACCUCUGCUUGCAGUUUUAACGUGUGGCCUGUUCAAGCAUGCCCACCAACGGGAUUAACAAGGCUCUAAAGCUGCAGUUUGGUCUGAUUAACUACGAGAACCGCUACCUGACCGCUGAGGCCUUCGGCUUCAAGGUGAAUGCCUCGGGCAUCAGCCUGAAGAAGAAACAAAUCUGGACUUUAGAACAGGAUGAGCAAGAUGGGCAAGUUGUGUUCCUCCGAAGCCACUUAGGACGCUACCUUGCUUCUGAUAAAGCUGGAAAGAUCAUAUGUGGGGCAGAGAAGCCAGAUCCUGAGUGUCGCUUCCUUAUAGUGCCCCAGUCUGAUGGUCGAUGGGCACUGCAAUCAGAACCUUAUCAGCGUUACUUUGGAGGAUCAGCGGACUAUCUGUCCUGCUUUGCUCAAGCCAUUGGGGAACAAGAGCUAUGGGCUGUUCAUCUGGCUUUACACCCACAGGCGAGCCUUCUCAGUGUGGCACGAAAGCGUUAUGCCCACCUGUCUGCUUCCGAUGGAGAAAUCUCAGUAGACAGCAACAUUCCCUGGGGAGUGGACUCUCUGGUUACCUUGGUAUACCUGGAUGGAAAGUACAGUCUGAAGACCUGUGACAGCCGCUUUCUCAGCAAUGAUGGCAAGCUAGUGAAGGAGAACUCCAACACAACCAGCUUCACGCUGGAGCUGAAGUCUGGGAAGCUGGCCUUUAAGGACUGCGAUGGGAAAUAUCUGGCUCCAGUGGGCCCCACAGGAACCCUGCGCUCUGGCCGAUGCUCCAAACCCGGAAAAGAUGAGCUCUUUGAUUUGGAGGAGAGUCAUCCACAAGUAGUCUUCCAAGCUGCCAAUAAAAGAUUUGUUUCAGUCAAGCAAGGAGUGAGUAUUUCAGCCAAUCAGGAUGUGGAAACUGACAUGGAGACUUUCCAGAUGGAGAUAGAUAAGGAGAGCAAAAAGCCAAUGUUCAGGACCAAUGGAGGGUCCUACUGGACUCUAGUGACUCAUGGAGAGAUUCAGUCCACUGCCACAGAUGUAGAGGUCAACACAAUGUUUGAUAUUGAGUGGCGAGGACACAGGGUAGCACUCAAGGCGAGUAAUGGAAAGUACGUGUGCAUAAAGAAAAAUGGGCAGCUCUCAGCGGUCAGCGAUACAGUGGGUGAUGAUGAAUUACUUCUGAUGAAACUCAUCAACCGCCCAAUGCUGAUCCUUCACGGAGAGAACGGCUUUGUGUGUCACCACAAAAACUCCAACACUCUUGAUGCCAAUCGAUCGGUCUACGACAUCUUCUCAUUGCUAUUCAACAAUGGCGCCUAUCACAUUAAAAGCGUGAAUGGAAAGUUCUGGUAUGUCUCAAGCAGUGGCCUCGUCUGUUCAGAUGGAGAAAAGGCAGAGGACUUUUUUCUCGAGUUUCCAGAACACGGACGAGUUGCCAUCAAGGGAUCCAAUGGCAAGUACCUUCGUGGGGACCAGGGAGGCACGCUCAUGUGUGACGGUGCAUCUGUUGAUGCAUCUUCUCUUUGGGAAUACUAAUCUAUUCACAACAGCUCCACACACAGGACCUGUGUUUCAGGUGCAAGACCCACUUUUACCAAGUCAAAUGACGUGGACUGACAUCAUAUCUUGCCUAUUUUUAUACUAGGUACAAUCCAAUGUUUUGAUGUUUUUUGUUUUUUUUUGUAAUUGGAAAGAGGUGAAUACAUUAGAAAAGCUCUGUGGGUCUUUUGUUCUUAAGAAUUUUAGAUGUUUUAAUCUUGAAAGAACUACAAAUGCCAACAUCAAAUGAAACAUGCUGUGUUGAAAUGUGUAAUUUGAUGACCAAGGUUUGGAUGAGUAAGUUUCCCAGUUUUUAUUUCUGUCCAUAUUUAUUUCAUAUGCAGACAAAAGUACAAGCAUUUUAUGUUGAAUGAUUUUACAGGCAUAAAAAGAGUUUCUAUUAAACCCAUUCAGAGGUUGAAAAUUUAAGAAAAUUUCUCCUCAAGCUCUUCAAAAUCCAGACAAAUGAAUGUAAAGAAUAAGUAAAAAUCACUAUUUCUAUUAUUGCUACCCUCCACUAUCCAAAACGAAUGGUUAUUCUAAAGGGUAUCAGAAAGCGAAGACCAAAUCCAAAGCAGAGAGGGAACAAUUCUGAUUAGUGUUAACCAAAACUGAUAUAUAUUUUUAUUUAUUUAUGUAAAGAGCUAGACUUUUAGGUGGCAUAUUUAUUUGGUUUUAUUUUUUCUAAGAAGCAGCAAAGGGAUGCAUCAAUGGUGCUGCGAUUUGUCUUAAUGGAACUUUUAUAGCUUACAUAAAAGACUAAUAAAAAGUGGAUGAAGCAGAGAUGAAAGAAAUUACUCAGAGGACCCCGACAGUGCUGAGUGUAAUAAAUCUACACAUUAAUAUAUUUUAAGAAUAACGUAUUGUAUGUUUGAGGAAACAACAUAAAGGUCAGAAAAUAUCAGACACAUCAGGAACAAAUAAGAAACCACAAAGAGGAGCAUUUCUUUAUUUUGUCCUGUUGAGAACUUAGAAAGUGCUUCUGUGGCGUUUGGCCUUAAUCCACAAUACACUCGUCUUAUGUAGUGCAGUUACAAGUAGUGGUGGCAGAUUUUUGUUAUUUUUAGAAAACACUGCCAAAACACUUAGGAAAGCAUCACAAAAAGAAAUUUUAAAGGAAAGAAAUUUUUUUAAAUUUAACAACAUUUUAGAUGACAGUUUGAAAGCAUAUUUCUCUCAGUUUGUCCAGAACCACAAUGAGUUUCAAAACUCUGCUUCAUGUAUCUUUAAAAAUGCUUGAAAGCCACGUUGAUGGAGUUUAGGGGUGUCCAAGUCAAGAGCAUCCAAAUAAUAUCAAUCAUUCUUAUCUUCUCAGCAGCUCUUCAAACAACCACUCCCUUUGAAAACAUGAUAAAUAGCUUCCUGUUGACCCAUGUCAGAAAAGGCCUUGUGUUCCAACUUAGAAUGAACUGAGCUCAUUAUACUGAGUGCUAAACACAUUGCAAGUGUUACAAACUAGAAUUCAAUGUGAAACACACAGGACAACCUGAAGCUGUGCAAAAAUCUUUGGCAGUUUUCUCCUGAAUAAUAAUAAUGUGUUCACAGUGUUUUAUAUGUGAGUAAUGUGCAGUUAAUAAACAAUUUAUGGUAGUAAGCUCUGAAUUGGUUGGUUAAUCAUACAACUUGUAUUAGCUCCACAGAACACUUCUUAUCUUAUAUUAGAAAGCAUUUAAUAGGUCCAUGGGUACUUGCU